Molecule: messenger RNA, 1059 nt
Organism: Paramecium sonneborni
Lineage: Eukaryota; Ciliophora; Oligohymenophorea; Peniculida; Parameciidae
Source: the annotation of a GenBank genome assembly
AUGCUAUUUGUAAUUUUUAUAAUUAGGAUGAUUAAUGCUUCAUGCAUAGAUAGGACAUUAGAACAAUGUCUAAUUUUAAAUUUUACUGACAAAGAGUAAUGUCAGAUUUCUUCUGGUUAAUGUUCACCGAGAUCAAAAAUAUGUUUUGAAAUAGAUGCUUCGUAUCCUUUAAAUUGUAAAACAUCCUAAUGUUACUAUGACAAAUUUUUAAAUAUAUGCAUGGUAAUUUUCAAUCAUGAUAGUAGGAUGUUCAAUAAUCUCGAAUUCUAGAAGAAAUCGGACAAAGAGGAGGUGGAAAUGGGGAAGGUGGAGGUAAUAUUGGAAGUAGAACAAGAGAUAAUGAUAGAGAAGGCAAUAAUGAUGAAAAAUAUGGUUCUGAAGAUGAUCAUGAAUCAGAUCAUGAUGAUGAUGAUGAAGAAGAAGAUAAAAAUUAAAAAUAUAAUGAUGAAAAUUCCCAUCAAUAAUAAUAAAAUUAAUAGACAUAAUAAUAACCUUAAAAUCCAUAAUAGCCAUCAUCGCCAUCAUCGCCUUAGUAACCAUAGUAACCGUAAUAACCUUAAUAACCAUAAUAACCAUAAUAACCAUAAUAACCAUAGAACCCAUAAUAACCAUAGAACCCAUAAUAACCUGAAUAAUCACAAGAAUAAUAAUAAUAAACCUAAUCAACAUAAUAACCUUAAAAUUCUGAUCCUAAUAUUAAUGGAAAGUAAAUUUAUAAUUUUAUAAUAAGUUAAAAUAUCAAUUAAGAGGGUAAUGGAUAAAACUCAAACAAUUCUCAAUAAGAUGAUAACGAUUCGACUUAAGGUAAAUUUAUAAUGUAUUAAUUAAGAAACUUAAAUCAUAUAGAAUGAGCUUGAUGAUAAUUCAGAAAGUAAUUUAUUUAAAAUAUUGAUUCUAGAUAUUAGUUUGAAUAAUAUAAGGAUUGAAAAAUCUAUUGAAGAGGAUAUAAGACAUAAAAUCUAAGAAGCUGAAAAUGAAAAAUCGUUAGAGUUAAAGAAUAAAGGAAAUGGUUUAAUUUUAUCAUUUGCUUUAAUGAUAAUUUGGAUAUGAUCAUUAUUU